This is a messenger RNA of Linum tenue, 2614 nucleotides long. NCBI's taxonomy places the organism in Eukaryota, Viridiplantae, Streptophyta, Magnoliopsida, Malpighiales, Linaceae. The record is from the annotation of a GenBank genome assembly.
UAAUAAUUCUUUUUUCAUCCGGUAUAUAUAAUCCAUUUUAACUUCUGCGAAUUUCCAGAGAAGUCCGUAAUCUGAUCUGCAACGUCAUCGUCUCUGCCUCCGAGCUCCCCUGGAUCUCGCCCGAUUCCAAUUCCGUGAGUACUGAUUACAAUCCCUGCCUUCGUUUCUUUCUUCGUCUUUCUUCAGUGCAAAGCGAUUCCGUUUUUCACUUCCCGGAAGACCCUCUACUCCGGCGAUGGCAGAUAACGAGGAAGGCGGGGAGAAUGCCUCUCGAGGGAACGAGUGGGAAGUUGUUUCACUCACAGCUUCGACAUAUGCAGCUGCCCCGGGCCCAACAGAAGUUGAAUUGAAGGAUGAUGAUAAUGAUGGCGACGCUAAUCAGGUGUAUAAGGCCGAGACUUCUCAUGCUUUGUUCAUGUCUGAACACUUUGUCUUCCCGCCCAGCCAGCAUGAGAAUUUGCCUCUGGAGCCUGAACACAGUGAGAUUGUGGAUGAUGUUACUAGUAAGAAUUUGGGCUCUGGAUAUCAUGCUGAAGAAGGAAACGUCUCCGGUGGGAAGGAUGAUGAGAAUUGGCCAUUGAAGGGGCUAAAUGUCUCUGAAGAUUUUCCAGGGGCGCAGUUCUUUGACACUGGCAGUAAUCAGCUUUUGAUCUCGGGUAAAGAGUUUGAAGAGAGUGCAGCACUGCCAGAGUUGCAUCUAUCGGGCAAAGAAGAAAGUAUAUAUAGUACAGCUGCCUUUAGUUCUUUGCACAGUGAGACAGGCCUAGGUGGUUCUACUGUAUAUGGCGGCAUUCAUGAAAUAAAUGAAUCUGUUGAUCAGGUUUCACAUCUUCCUGCGGACAGGUCUCACUCUCCAGAGCAUGCUAAAGAUGGUCAAUAUGAGCGGCCUAAAGAAGCACUACCAUGUGAAGCUUGGUGGAAAAGAAGGGCUCUUUCUGUGUAUGGUCAUGCCAAAGAGGCAAAUACAUUUUGGUCUGUUUUUGUUGCUGCAGCUGUUAUGGGGCUUGUGAUUCUUGGCCAGAGGUGGCAACAAGAAAGGUGGCAGGUUCUGCAACUUAAGUGGCAGGCUACCCUCAGCAGUAGCUCGCCGGAUACAUAUUACUCAAGUAUGGGAUACAUAGAGCCUAUUCCUGUCUUUUUUCCUGAAUAUACAGAAGAAGAUCUUCGCCAACUACUGAUAAGGAAUCAAGCAAACCAGAAGCUGUACGGCUGUUUUCUUGACAUUGUACUCAGGCCAUUCAGUAGAGUAACUAGACGACUUGAUGAAUUAAGCACAGUCUUUUCAUCUUUGUUUCAAAAGUAUUGUGAACCACUGAGCGAUACGAGUUCGUUUCCCAAUGAUGAGAUGAAGAGAAGAUUGUUUAGUCACUUCCGGCCUUACAUUUCCCCUGCUUUGAAUGAGAUAUUUUGGGGGCCAUCGCAGUGUUUAUCUGGAAUUGAAUCUGGGAAGGUUACUAGGCACGAGAUUGGUUUCCAUAUGUCCACUGCUGCAAAGUAUCUUCUUAUCUCAGCUUUCCUUGCUUCAAGAAAUCCGGCUACCCUGGAUGCAUCUUUGUUUGACUCCACUGGCGGUUCAGAUAAUCGCAAGCGUAAGAGGAAGGCCUCCGAAAAGUCGAUGGAGCAAAAGGAAACUGUAGAACAAGAAUCACUUAUGAAAGGACCCGGAACAUUCCCAUUGGAGAGACUACUGGCUAUUUUUCAAUGCAUAACAUCUGUAAUCGAUGUGACGAUUGAUGAGGAGGAACAUGGAGAUGGGUUUCCAACGGAUGGCGGAAACAGCAGCUGGCUCAUGUCUAAUGUUCUAUCGCAGCUAUCGAGUCUGUGUGAUGCUAAUUUCAUAGCCAAAGGGGGAAGCUGCCCCUUGGAAGGUUCAACACGGUAUCGAUGCACCAUUUCUGAAGAUUUUGCUCUGAAGGUAGCUAGAAGCAUCAAGUUUGCUCUGCCAAACUACUUGUGUAGAAGGUAAUCUGAGCGAGGGAAUGGAUAAAGAACUGAGACAACAACCGACCAAAAGGGUUGUUUUCUCUUCUCUGUAGUGGAAUGUCAUUCCAAAGUAGCCGUGGGGUUCGAGGUAUCAGCACAAUCACAUAUGAGUAGACGUGGGCUGGUAGUUGGCUGGCUGAACUUAACUUGGCCUGCUGUGCACUAGCAGUUGGAAGUUGUGGUUCCUUUAUAAUUUGGUAGGUGCUGAGAUCCGUGAAUACUGGUGUACUUACUUGUCAUUACUUCCUUUCACUGGUACGUAAUAGCAGGCACUGCUACCUGCUGCAGUGGCAGAGUUUGUAGAAACAGUAGAACAGUUUGGGCAAGUGGAUGUCUCUGGGUUGGGUUGGGUUGGGUUGGCUAGCCACUUCAAAGCCAAAGAAAGGCCUUUUGCCUUUGUGUUAGUUAGGUGUGGGAUUGGUUGAUGGAAAUGGGAUUUCUGUAUGUUGUUCGAUCGGACCAACUACCUUAUUUGGGAUAAAAAAGGCUUAUUCAGUAUUUUAACCCUAUGGGGUCAAUCCCACUGAUUUUGUCUCGACCAUUCAACUGGCCACCUACUCUAAUCUACUUAUUGUUAAGCCAAACCAUCUACCCCCUUUUAAUCCUAUGAGUUCAUCUAUGUGUAAUAUUU